Adineta steineri is the source of this 3831-nucleotide messenger RNA. NCBI's taxonomy places the organism in Eukaryota, Metazoa, Rotifera, Eurotatoria, Adinetida, Adinetidae. The record is from the annotation of a GenBank genome assembly.
AUGACAACUACUGAAUAUCAACUCGAUCUUUUUACAGGAACAUCUAAGAAUGAUUGGACUAAUGCAAUACAUGAAAAACUUAAUAUUAGACGACGUACAUGUACUACAUUCAUCCCAGAAAAAAUAUCAACAAAUGAUCACAUAAGUAGAAAUGAUGUUCGUUGUGGUUGUAAUCGUCUUUAUCGCGAGCAUUCAUGGGAUAUAAUUGAUGGAGAUGAAUCAAAAUGGGAUAGAAUACAGCAUACAAAAUCAGCAUAUAAUAAUGCAUAUGGUUAUAUUCCAAAUACUCGUACUCAUUAUAUUCGAUGUGAUAUUGAAACUGAACCAAAUAUUCUUGCUCAGUUUAUGUUAGAUAUAUGGCAAAUAAAACCUCCACGGUUAAUUAUGUGUAUUAUUGGUGGAGCGAAAUAUUUUAAAUUAAAUGAACGACUUGAAAGGGAAUUUAUUAAAGGUAUUAUCCAAGUAGCAUUAAAAGCAGAUGGUUGGAUUGUUACAAAUGGUUUUAAAACUGGUGUUGUACAAUUAGUUGGUGAAGCUAUUCAUGAUCAUAAAGUAACAAAUCCACGAAGUCAUAUAACAGCUAUUGGCUGUUCGAAAUGGGGAGCAACUAAAAAUCGUGAAUCACUUAUUUUAAAAAAAUCUUCAGUUAAUCAAAGUUCAGUUCAUUUAUCGAAAAAAGAAAAAGGUCAACAAGAUCUUGAACCUAAUCAUACACAUUUUAUUUUACUUGAUGAUGGUACUUAUUAUGGAUAUGAAAUGGGUGAUUAUCGAACAAGAUUAGUUAAUGAAAUAUCAAAAUACAAUGAUACAAACGUACCUGUAGUCACAAUUGUUGUUGAAGGUGGUCCUGAUACAUUAUCAACAAUUUAUAACGAUCUUUGUAUGGGUAUCCCCGUCGUAUUAAUUGAUGGUAGUGGUCGAGUACCUAAUCUAUUUGCUAGUUUUCUUAAUCAAACAGCAGCAAUGGUUAAACGUGAUGAAAAAAAUAAUAAUGAUUCAACAAUUUGGGAAAAAAUAAUUGAUAUUGAAAAUAGUGAAAUAUUAAAAGAGUUCUUUCGUCGAUAUGAAGAUGAAAUACGUCAUGGAUUGAAAGAUAUAUCAAAAGGAUCAAAAAUAACCGAAGAAAAAAUUGAUACAUUAUUGAAAUAUUUUCUUUUUUGUUUACAACCAACUAUUCGAAGGAAAAUACAAAUAUUUAGUCUUGAUAGUGAUCGUGAUUUGGAUGAUACGAUCUUUGAAGCGAUUAUUCAAGCAAAAAAAAAGAAAGGUUUACAAACUGAAGCUGGACUUAAUCGUGAACAAUUAUUACAAUUAGCAUUAGCAUGGGAUGCUAUCGAAAUAGCAAAAGAACAUAUUAUCAAAGAUGAUUUGAGUGAUCUAUCGCCUCAAGCAAAAGAAAAAUUAUUUUUUGAGGCUCUUAUUCUCGAUCGUCCACAAUUUAUUAAUGUAUUUAUAAAAUUAAAGUUUAAUCUAUCCGAAAUGUUCUACGAAAAACGAACAAAUAGUCCAUGGAGAUUAAAAUGGGAUAAAUUAGCAAAAUUAUAUAAUGAUAAUGAUAAAAAAAAGAAAGAACGUCUUUAUUUAUUUGAAAAAUGUCUUGGAAAAAAUCAAGUUAAUUCUGAACAUGAUUUAGAUCGUGUAUUACGUAAAUUAAUUGGUGAUUAUAUGAAACCAAUUUAUACACGCUCAACUGUUAGUUCUUUUGAAAAAUUAAAACAUUGUUGUCGAAAUUCACAUAUGGCACGUGUAUCAGAUAGUCGAACUUGUUUAUAUAAAGAUAAUGAUGAAAAUGAAUCCGAAAUACCAGAUCCUGAAGAAGCAGAAAAAGAAGUUCGAGAACUUGUUUAUCGUGAUUUAUAUCUUUGGUCAAUUUUAACAAAUCGUAUUGAAUUAUCGAAAAUUCUUUUAAAUCAUAUGGAAACACGUAUAUGUGCAUUAUUAAUAGCAUCAAAAAUUUUUCGUUCAUAUUUUUAUUAUGCUUCUGAUAAUGAAUCAAAAGAUGUUAUAUGUUGUCAAAUUACACAAUUUGAAGAAUAUGCAAAUGAAUGUUUAAAAUGUUGUUAUAAUUUUGAUGAAGAAAAAGCAUGUGAAAUAGCUAUUCGACGUCUUAAUAUAUACGGUGGAGUUACUUGUCUUCAAGUUGCUGUUGAUGCUGAUGAUAAAAAUUUUAUUGGGCAACCAUGUUGUGAUCAAGUUUUAAAUAAUAUCUGGUAUGAUAAAAUGGAACCAUUUCAAUCAACAUUAUCAGAUAAAAUUAAAUUAAUAUUAGGAAUUUCUACAUUUGGUAUACUAGCACCAUUUUUAGUUACAUUUCGAACAGAACAAUCAUUAUUAAAUUAUACUUUUGAAGAAGAUAGACAGAUAAAUGGAAUUAAAAUAAAUGAAAUAGAAGAAGAAAAAAAACAACUAAAACCAAUAACAAAUAAACGAUUAAAUGAUCAUGGUAUAAAUUAUUCUGAUAGUUAUAUGUGGCGAUCAACAAAAUAUUCCAAAUCAUAUUUAACAUAUCUUCGUCAUUUAAAACAUUUUCAUGAAUCACCUAUUGUUAAAUAUUCAUAUAAUUCUGCUAGUUAUAUUAUUUUUCUUUUAUUAUUUUCUUAUUAUCUUUUAUUUAAUUUUGAAAUACCAACGGAUGAAAUACCGAGUAUACAUUGGACAGAAAUAUUUGUUAUUCUUAUGGUUACAACAAUGCUCUUUGAAGAAAUUCGACAAUUUCUUUGUCAAGAAAAUCGAUCAAUGAUUGGAAAAUUAUCAAAUUAUUUUAUAACAAAUCAAUUUCAUACUGUUAUUCUUGUUCUAUCUUAUCUUCUUUUUUAUAUUGGUCUUAUUCUUCGUUUUACAAAUACAUACAGUGAACAAGCUUUUUCUGCAGCAAAAAUUGUCCUAGCAUAUGAUCUUGAAAUUUGGUUUAUACGUUCAUUCGUUUUUCUAGGUAUUGCACAAAAUCUAGGACCAAAACUUGUUAUGAUUCGCAGAAUGGUAACCGAUUUAUUUUUCUUUACAUAUAUUAUUUUAAUUGCUAUGAUUGCUUAUGGAGUUGUUUCACGAUCAAUGUAUAAUUUCAAUAAUGAAACAUUUCCUUUUGAUGGUCAAUCAAUUUUUCAAAAUAUUGCUUAUCCAACAUAUUAUCUUAUGUAUGGAAAUAUCGAUGGUGAACUCGCUAAUCUUGAUAGAGAACAAGGUAGUAGUACGUCUAUUGCAACUCAUAUUCUCUUAGCUUUUCAUAUGUUAUUUGUGAAUAUUCUACUCAUUAAUCUUCUUAUUGCAAUGUUUAGUUUUACAUUUCAAUCUAUUCAAAACCAAACUGAUCUUGUUUGGCGUUAUGAACGAUAUUCAUUAAUUCGUGAAUAUUAUGAUCGACCACCACUUUUUCCUCCAUUAAUAAUUAUAACACAUGUAAUUGAACUUGUUAAAUACAUUGCUAGACGACAUUCAAAAACAGCACAAACAAAAACAUUUAAAAUGAUUGGAGCUAAUCGAAAUGUUGAUAGAGAAUGGUCAGAAUUUGAAAGUUAUGCUACUAAUCAAUAUGUACGAUCAUUACUUACUAAUCAACCAUUAUCAAUAGCAGCUCUUGUACCAUCAAAAGAACAACAAUUAUCUUCGGAUAUGACAAAUAAUAAUCAACAAUUUCAAUCAAAUAACAAUCAGUCGGAUACGAAACUACUUGCAGAUGAAGUGACAUCUGUAAAAAAAGUUAUAGCAGAUCUUCGUACUCAUGCAGAAGAAAUGAAUAGAUGUAUGCAUUGGAUGAUGGAGGCAAUGGAACGUGUUAAAAUGUCAAAGGAACCAAGACCAAACUUAACAUCAACAAUAUCUACAAAUAGUUAG